UUCCUUUCCCCUCUCCCUAUCGCCCGCUGCACGACUGGCUCGUCGACAGCUGUUCCUUUCUUUCGACACAUCCUACACAUCCACAUCAACCACUACAAUGUCGAAAAGAUCCGCCGACGCCGCCGACGAGCAGUCCGCCGCGCUCAAGGCCGGUGAGCGCCCGAUCACCGAAUAUCCUGCCGACGAGGUUGGUGAAUUCGAGGACGAGUACGAGGACGAGUUCGAGAGUGAGGAUGAGAUCCUUGAGGCUGGUGUGGACGGUCGCCCCGAUGCGGAACGUGAGGAGGAAGAAAGAGAAGCUAUGGAUGUCGACAAGCAGACCUUCAUUCCGGGAAGAACGAAGCUUGCGCCCGGAGAGGUCCUGUCCCCCGACCCGACCACGUACAACAUGCUUCACACCCUCAGCACACCUUGGCCCUGUCUGUCGUUCGAUAUUGUCCGCGACAACCUGGGCGACAACCGCAAGACAUACCCCGCGACCGUCUACGCUGUCGCGGGUACACAAGCCGAGGGCAAGCGCGCCAAGGAGAAUGAGCUGAUGGUCCUGAAGCUGAGCGGCUUGAGCAAGAUGGAGAGGGAUAAUGAGACCGACUCUGAGAGCGACUCGGAUUCUGAUGACGACAGCGAGGCCAUCCUCGAGCACAAGAGCAUCCCUCUCGGCUCCACCACCAAUCGCAUUCGCGCUCACCAGACCCCCAACCAGUCGGGCGAUUACUCCAAGCCCCCCCAGACCAUCACCGCCACCAUGCUCGAGAACUCGCAAGUUGUUAUUCACGACGUUACCCCCCAUCUCACCAGCUUCGAUGUUCCCGGUACUAUCCUCCCUCCCUCAGCAAACAAGCCUCUGUCUACCUUGCGCAUGCACAAGUCGGAAGGUUACGCUCUUGACUGGUCUCCGCUGCAGCCCCUUGGCAAGUUGUUGACCGGCGAUAACGACGGCCUGAUCUACGUUACUACUCGUACGGAGGGAGGCGGCUGGGUCACGGACACCCGUCCCUUCACUGGCCACAAGUCUUCCGUCGAAGAGCUUCAGUGGUCCCCGAACGAGAAGAACGUCUUCGCCUCCGCCAGCAGUGACGGAACAGUCAAGGUCUGGGAUGUCCGGUCCAAGUCGCGCAAGCCGGCUGUGAACGUGCAGGUUUCAAACACCGACGUCAACGUCAUGAGCUGGUCGAACCAGACUUUCCACCUGCUCGCAACGGGCGCUGAUGACGGCCAAUGGGCUGUCUGGGAUUUGAGACACUGGAAGCCCAGCGCCACCUCCGCCGCGACCAAGGCUUCUCCGGUGGCAUCUUUCGAUUUCCACCGGGAGCCCAUCACGAGUAUCGAGUGGCACCCUACCGACGACAGCGUUGUUGCGGUCGGUUCUGCCGACAAUACUGUUACGCUCUGGGAUUUGGCCGUUGAGUUGGAUGAAGAGGAGAACCGUGAUGCCGCCAUGCAAGAGGUUCCCCCGCAGUUGUUGUUCGUUCACUACAUGGACUCGGUCAAGGAGGUACACUGGCAGGCCCAGAUGCCUGGCACCAUCAUGGCUACCGGUGGCGGUGGAUUUGGUGUCUUCAAGACGAUCAGCGUUUAAUUGAGGAUUACAAAAGUUCGACGAUAGCAUACAGGCAGUUGGAGUUGCGAUUAUACCACUUUCCAUGACGUUCAGUACUUGAUGAAUUAGAAUCAAUGAUGGCC
Messenger RNA from Aspergillus saccharolyticus JOP 1030-1, 1683 nucleotides. RefSeq names its product ribosome biosynthesis protein RRB1. The record is from RefSeq and is a predicted model, not a curated record. The coding region runs from base 98 to 1579 and encodes 493 amino acids. Gene Ontology annotation, molecular function: protein binding. The transcript has 3 exons. NCBI's taxonomy places the organism in Eukaryota, Fungi, Ascomycota, Eurotiomycetes, Eurotiales, Aspergillaceae.